Molecule: messenger RNA, 684 nt
Organism: Adineta ricciae
Lineage: Eukaryota; Metazoa; Rotifera; Eurotatoria; Adinetida; Adinetidae
Source: the annotation of a GenBank genome assembly
AUGUUCGCUUCUGUUGAUCGUCGCCUUCUCUACGGUCUAUUAGUGCCUAGCAGUUGUAUUAUUAUUGGUAGUAUCAUUUGGUAUUACAGUAAUCAGAAAAAAGGACAGAUUCGUUCAAAUCGUUCAGAAUAUCUUGUACUUGAAGUACGAGUUCCUGUCUAUUGCGUUGGAAGUAUAAUUGGUAAAGGUGGUGAAGUGAUAAAACGCUUUCAACAACAGUUUUCUGUUCGUUGUGUAUUUGCUAAAGAAGAUGAAAAAAGUUUGGAUGAAAACUAUCGAAUCUUAAUCAUUCGAGGUCAACAACAUCAUGUCUAUGAAGCCGAAGUGGAAAUACGUCGAAUGAUUGCUGAUUUACCACAGUAUGAACAGAUCGAAAUGUUCAUACCGGAAAAUGCUUGUGGCUAUUUGAUUGGACGAAAUGGUGCGACCAUCAGAGAUAUUCGGGAUACUUCGAAAGCACGUCUUAAUAUGGACAAGAAAAUCAUUGAUAACGUCGAAAAGAAGAACUUUUCACGGUUAAUUAUAUCGGGUACCAGUGAACAAAUUGCAGCAGCUAAAGCACUCGUCGAAGAACGACUCCAUAAUUUCGAACAAAAGCAACAAGAACGUGAAAAUAGAUCAGAUAUAAAACCGAGUUUUAUUUCCAAUGUUGAAAUUAUUCUCGAUGAUGAAAAUGAAGAUUAG